Messenger RNA from Opisthorchis viverrini, 972 nucleotides. RefSeq lists its product as hypothetical. Lineage: Eukaryota; Metazoa; Platyhelminthes; Trematoda; Opisthorchiida; Opisthorchiidae. The transcript is spliced from 4 exons. The record is from RefSeq and is a predicted model, not a curated record. Bases 1 to 972 code for a protein of 323 amino acids.
AUGCGUUCACACUUGAGCGAUGUGAUUGGUGUGCCCGACUCAUCGAACGAGAAAGGCUGCUGUAUUUCUGGAUUUAGACGUUCGACACGAGUAAGAAAACCGAUGGAAUACGCAGGUCGUCAUCAUCAUCAUCAUCAUCAUCGUCGACAGCAUGAUAUCAGUGUUCAACACCAAUGCUUCACUGCCGUACAGUUGUACGUGGGUUGGGAUACUGCCAGGGCGCCCACACCUAGACAGGAGGACGAUCAGGGUCCUCAACCAAAGCCUUUGGCUCAAAAGCCUAACCGCAAGGCAGCGGUUUUGGCGGGAAAUGCAAAUGUAUUACCAUUUCUACGGAACAAGUCGCCACAUGUUCCAACCCCCAACCUGGAGGGCCAGGAGACUGUGUUCGUCAGACCUCUAACCAUUGACCAACCCGGUAUGAGAGACUCUGUGUGUCGCGGGACACUCUCCAGUAUAGCUCAAUGGAUCGCUGAGAUGCGCAAACCGUCACACCACGGUAAGGUCCAGUCUCUUCGUGACGGUACAGGUCGCAGGACGUUCAGCUGUAGCACUCCUUCGGUGCCUUGCUGUGAUUUCACCCGAAACAAGUACGAGGGCCGAUAUAAUGCCAGGUUUCCCGAACCUAGACACGAGCAGUGUAGAUGCACAUGUCAGGUUUGGAACACGGACAUCCUGGUCAGCGAAUCCCAACAAAUAUCGUUCAGCUGCAGCACCCUUUCGGUGCCUGGCUGCCAUGCUACACGAAGGAGGCACGAGAGCUGGGAUGCUGCCAGGUCGCCCAAACCUAAAGAAAGAGGAGAGGCAGAGGUCGGGUUCGAACCACGGACCUUCCGGUCAGUAAAUUCGCGCUCUAACCACUUGGUCCAUCUCGCCCCGGCGAAUCCCAACAGACGCUACCUGUUUCCUUCGAGCUACAAAGUGAACUUUCGUCGACAGUGUACCCCAGCUGAACGAUUCCCAUUUUUUUGA